This is a messenger RNA of Boleophthalmus pectinirostris (great blue-spotted mudskipper), 1221 nucleotides long. It is a transcript of the gene pmvk, whose product is annotated as phosphomevalonate kinase. NCBI's taxonomy places the organism in Eukaryota, Metazoa, Chordata, Actinopteri, Gobiiformes, Gobiidae. The transcript has 5 exons. The coding region runs from base 381 to 965 and encodes 194 amino acids. The record is from RefSeq and is a predicted model, not a curated record. Gene Ontology annotation, biological process: isopentenyl diphosphate biosynthetic process, mevalonate pathway; cholesterol biosynthetic process. Gene Ontology annotation, cellular component: cytoplasm. Gene Ontology annotation, molecular function: phosphomevalonate kinase activity.
GCGCCAUGUUUAAGUUAACUGUGCAGUUUUAAUAAAAACUCUAUAAAAACUCGUUGUUCUGCGGAUGCGCUGAUCUAACCCUGACUUAAGUGUUUUUAGAGUUUGUACGUUUUUGUUUUUUACGGUUUAAACGUGACUUUGUGGAUUUGCUGCGCGUUUUGUUUCACCGUUACGGCCCCGGAUCAGAGUGGAGCCACCAGCGACUGUUUACGUCCGCCCCGAGUCACGUGACCGAGCCGGCUCUGAACCGGGUCUGAACCGGGUCUGAACCGGGUCUGAACCGGGUCUCGAGCUCCUUACUCCUUUGGUCCAGUCUGUUGUUCCGGAUGUUCCAGUGCGGGAGUGUGACCCGGAGUUAGGCGCAGUUUUUCGGCUUUAAAAUGGAGCAGACGGAGCGGACCGAACCGAAGCUGGUUCUGGUUUUCAGCGGGAAGAGAAAGUCCGGGAAGGAUCACGUGACAGACCUUCUUCAGACUCGUCUAGGUCCUCAGGUCUCGUGUAUCGUUCGUCUCUCUGGUCCACUGAAGCAACAGUUUGCUCAGGACCACGGUCUGGACUUAGACCUGCUCUUGGGUCCUGGUCCGUAUAAGGAGCGGUUUCGGUCUCAGAUGAUCCACUGGGGCGAAGACCAAAGGAGGAACGACCCGGGAUUCUUCUGUCGCCUAGCAACAAGGAACGCCACUCAACCUGUCUGGAUGGUGAGUGACGCUCGCAGGAUCUCAGACUUGACUUGGUUCCGGACCCAGUACCCGACUCAGACCCGGUCUGUCCGGGUCCAAUGUUCAGACCAGACCAGGAUCAGCCGCGGGUGGAGCUUCACUGUUGGAGUGGACGACGCAGAGUCUGAGUGUGGUCUGGACUCUGGCGUGGACUGGGACUGGAUCAUCUCAAACGAUGGAGACCCUCAGGACCUCGAGGACCAGCUCAGACCGGUUAUAGAUCUGGCUCUGAAGGCUGCCUCAUAAUCUGAACUAGACCUGGACUAGACCUGGACUAGACCUGGACUAGACCUGGACUAGACCUGGACUCUGUGAGCACUCAGACAAAUGCAGGAUCUGCAGAUUUAUUUCAUACUGAAAAGUUUAGUCUGAGUCUCUGCUCGAGUCUGAGCUGGACUUUGUGAUUCUUCUGUUUUAUUGAACCGAACCUUUGUGAUUUCUGUUUUAAAUAAAUAAAAGUUUAAAUAAAUUAAAGUUUUAAAUAAAUAUUUAUCGAUUUGAA